Molecule: messenger RNA, 1014 nt
Organism: Tachyglossus aculeatus (Australian echidna)
Lineage: Eukaryota; Metazoa; Chordata; Mammalia; Monotremata; Tachyglossidae
Product: olfactory receptor 1020-like
Exons: 2
Coding region: 1-1014 (337 amino acids)
Biological process (GO): G protein-coupled receptor signaling pathway; sensory perception of smell
Cellular component (GO): membrane
Molecular function (GO): odorant binding; olfactory receptor activity; G protein-coupled receptor activity
Source: RefSeq, a predicted model, not a curated record
AUGGCAUCUUUCCAAGCAAGCGAUGGGGCAAAGUCUGUCACAACCCAGAAGAGGAAAGACACAUAUUUUGGAGUUCUGGCUGCAGCAAACACCACAGUGACUGAAUUUAUUCUUGUGGGUCUGAUUGACAACCCAGAUAUGAAGGUCAUUGGCUUCCUGACAUUCUUCAUGAUUUAUUUGAUCACCUUGAUUGGAAAUCUUGGGUUGGUCACAGUUAUUAAGGCUGACGCUCAACUGCACACCCCCAUGUACUAUUUUAUCAGUCAUUUGGCUUUCUUAGAUGUCUGUUAUUCCUCCGCCAUUCUUCCCAAGAUCUUAGACAACAUCUUAGAACAGAAUGCGACCAUUUCCUUUAACGAAUGUGCUGCCCAAAUGUAUUUUUUAAUCAUUCCAGCCAGCAGCGAGUGCUAUCUCCUGGCUGCAAUGGCCUACGAUCGUUAUGCGGCGAUCUGUAAACCCCUGCUUUAUUCAUUCAUUACAUCACAGAGAGUCUGUUACCUCUUAGUGGCCGGCUCCUAUUUGGUUGGCUUUAUAAAUGCCACCACGCAGACCUAUCUCACCUUCAGAUUAUCCUUCUGUGGCUCCAGUGUCAUCAAUCAUUUUGUCUGUGAUAUUCCCCCACUGUUAUCUCUGUCUUGUUCGGCUACCUAUGUCAAUGAGUUUGUGCUAUUUGUCUUUGCCAUCUUUCUUGGAGUAUUCACCUCCUCAGAAAUCUUGCUCCCUUAUAUAUGCAUAUUAGGUACCAUCCUGAGAAUCCAAUCUGCAAAGGGGAGGCAGAAAGCUUUCUCCACCUGUGCCACCCACCUGUGUUCGGUGGUACUUUUCUAUGGGACAUCAACAUUUCUUUACAUGCGAUCAGCAUCUGAUUACUCUCUAGGGCGGGAUAAAGUGAUUUCGGUGUUUUAUACAGUGGUGAUCCCCGUGUUGAACCCCAUGAUCUACAGCCUGAGGAACCAGGAGGUCAAGAGGGCUCUGAAAAGAAUCACUAGUAUAAAAAAGGCUUAUUCAUUCUAA